Messenger RNA from Prosopis cineraria, 813 nucleotides. Its product is annotated as lectin 7-like. The record is from RefSeq and is a predicted model, not a curated record. Lineage: Eukaryota; Viridiplantae; Streptophyta; Magnoliopsida; Fabales; Fabaceae. The coding region runs from base 1 to 813 and encodes 270 amino acids. Gene Ontology annotation, molecular function: carbohydrate binding. The transcript has a single exon.
AUGGCGGCAGUGAUCUUCAACACCAUCUCUCUCAGUCUCACCGUCCUCAUUUCCCUUCUUCUGUCUCACAAUGUGAACUCACUUUCCUUCGACUUCCCAACUUUCGAUUCUUAUAACAAUGCCAUCAGCUUCCAGGGUGAUGCCUUUGCAUCUCAGGGCUUCCUCCAGCUCACCAAGACAAUCAAUGGCGUCCCACAGCCCAACAGUGCCGGCCGAGCUUCAUAUUCAGCACCGGUUCACCUCUGGGACGCCAAAACCGGCAAGCUCGCCGCCUUCACCACUUCCUUCUCCUUCAUGCUCUCACCUUCUUCUUCUUCUUAUCCCAGUCUCUUCGGAGAUGGAAUCUCCUUCUUCAUUGCCCCCUUCAAUUCUCACAUCCCUUCAAACUCCAGUGGUGGAUUUCUCGGACUAUUCAGUGAACCCACUGCUUUGAAUUCCUACGCUAACAGAAUUGUUGCUGUUGAAUUUGACACUUUCGGGAAUCCUUGGGACCCAACAUCAUCUGGUCAUAUAGGAAUCGAUGUGAACUCCAUUGCCUCUGUGAAAACAGUAUCCUGGAAUGCUGAGAAAGGGUUAACGGGAAUUGCCACUAUAAGCUAUGACCCAGACGUGAAAAGUUUAAAUGUUUAUGUGAGGUACCCUACGGAAAGCAAAGUGAAUAGGACUAGCAGUAGUACUAGCCUCAUGUUUGUGGUUGAUCUCAGGACUCUUCUGCCUGAAUGGGUUAGGGUUGGCUUCUCUGGCGCCACUGGCCACUUGGUUGAGCUUCACAAAAUUCUUUCUUGGGAUUUCGUCAGUUCGAACUUUUAUUAA